UACUGUUUAUUUAUUUUUAUAAGACUUUAAGUAUGCCUUUAAAUUUAUUUCUUCAUUUAAUUAGAUUUUCUAUUUAUGUCUUUUCAUUCUCUGUCGGUUUAUAUUUUAAACCCUCUUGUCAAAAACCCACUUCUCAGAAACCUCUCUUUUGUCUUUCGGAUCCAAGAGAACGUAUUGCUUUCAAUGGAAAUCCAAGAUUCAAUCUUAAUAGCAGUGAGUGGUUUAGGUUUCGUUAUUCUCAUCAAACAAAUGUUCAUUUUCUUGAAGGGAGUACGGGUCAUGUUCUUGAGACCACCAAAGAAUUUGAAGAAACAAUAUGGUUCAUGGGCAAUAAUCACUGGCUCCACCGAUGGAAUUGGCAAGGCUCUUGCGUUUGAGCUAGCAUCAGAGGGCCUUAACCUAGUUUUGGUGGGUCGAAAUCCUUCAAAACUUGAAGCUACAUCCAAUGAAAUACAAGCAAGAAACGGAGAGAAUAAGCAAGUUCAAAUUAAAACAAUUCUUCUCGACCUUGCAAGGUCAAAUAGAGAAGAGAUAUCAAGAGAAAUAGGGGAUGCUAUUCAAGGGUUAGACGUUGGUGUUCUGAUUAACAGUGCAGGAGUGGCAUAUUACCCUACGUACUUUCAUGAGGUUGGUCAGGAACUGAUAGAUAGUGUAAUAAAAGUAAAUGCAGAGGCAGCAACUUGGGUUAACAGGGCAGUGAUUCCUGUUAUGAUGAGAAAGAAAAAAGGUGCAAUUGUUAAUAUUGGAUCUGCAUCAUCUGCUGUUUUCCCUUCCUACCCGCUAGUUACAGUAUAUGCUUCUACCAAAGCGUACCUAGAAAUGUUGUCAAGAUGCAUCAAUUUGGAAUACAAGCAUCAUGGAAUUGACAGUCAGUGUCAGAUUCCACUAUUUGUGGCAACAAAAAUGACAAGGCUCGAAUCUAGCUUCUUGGUAUCAUCAACAGAAAUGUAUGCAAAAGAAAGCAUAAGAAGGAUUGGUUAUGAGCAACUAUGUGCACCCUUCUGGAUGCACUCUCUGCAGUGGUCUAUAUUGCAAGCAUUGCCAGAUUCUGUGGUUGAUUGGCUUCUUCUUCGCAUCCAUAAUUUUCUGAGGAAGAAAGGAUUAGAGAAUGAUCCUCUACUUAAUCAAGAGAUUUGUGUUUAUGACAUAUUGUGUUUAGCUCUCUUUGGGGAUUAAUUUGAAAUUGGCUUUUUGUUAAUAGUUUAUUUAAAAAAAAAAAAAAAAAACUCAACAUUGCAUCCCUAGCUAAUGCAACUAUAAUAAUAAAUAAAUAAAUAAAUUUGUUGAUUAUAUUA
Messenger RNA from Ricinus communis (castor bean), 1295 nucleotides. RefSeq names its product very-long-chain 3-oxoacyl-CoA reductase 1. Gene Ontology annotation, cellular component: endoplasmic reticulum. The transcript has 3 exons. The coding region runs from base 76 to 1176 and encodes 366 amino acids. NCBI's taxonomy places the organism in Eukaryota, Viridiplantae, Streptophyta, Magnoliopsida, Malpighiales, Euphorbiaceae. Gene Ontology annotation, molecular function: ketoreductase activity. The record is from RefSeq and is a predicted model, not a curated record.